AUUCCCCUGGAACCUGUUUCUCUGCUUCCUGGCUCAGCUGGGGCACCCACUGGAGGGAGAGGCCAGGCCAAAGACCCGGCCCGCCAUGGCCUUGGCCCUGAGGCCACCCCGGGUUCCCAAGCCCAAGAGGAGCCUGCCCUCACACUACCACGAAAGCUUCCUGGAGAAGAAGGGACCCCGAGACCGGGAUUACAAGAAGUUCUGGGCAGGCCUCCAGGGCCUGACUCUCUAUUUCUACAAUAGCAAUCGGGACUCCCAGCAUAUGGAGAAGCUAGACCUAGGAACGUUUGUGAAGCUCACAGAUGAAGCUCCCUGGGGGAGCUCCCAUGACCGUGGCACCCACUUCUGCUUGGUCCUGCGGAACCAGGAGAUCAAGUUCAAGGUAGAGAGUCUGGAGUCUCGGGAGAUGUGGAAAGGCUUCAUCCUGAUGAUGGUGGAGCUCCGUGUCCCGUCUAACCUGAACCUGCUGCCCGGACACCUGUACAUGAUGGCCGAGGUCCUGGCCAAAGAAGAGGCACGACGUGCGCUCGAGAUGCCCUCGUGCUUCCUGAAAGUGAGCCGGCUGGAGGCUCAGUUGCUCCUGGAGCGCCACCCCGAGUGCGGGAACCUGCUGCUCCGGCCCAGCGGGGACGGCGCGGGCGGAGUGUCGGUCAGCACGCUCCAGACGCUCAACGGGAUGCCGGUGGUCCGGCACUACAGAGUGAAGCGCGAGGGCCCCAAGUACGUGAUCGACGUGGAGGAGCCGUUCUCCUGCACCUCGCUCGACGCAGUGGUCAACUAUUUCGUGUCGCACUCCAAUAAGCAGCUGAUGCCCUUCCUGCUGGACGAUGACUACGAGAAAGUGAUUGGCUACGUGGAGGCGGAUAAAGAGAAUGGCGAGAGUGUGUGGGUGGCGCCCUCGGCCCCCGGCCCAGGUCCCGCAGCCCCUAGGGGUGGCCCUAAGCAGCUGCCUCCCUCGUCCAUCACGCCUGUGUCCAGCCAGGACAAGCUGCCUCCACUACUGAACCAGGAUGAGAACUAUGUGAUCCCCAUUGAAGAUGACCCAGCUGCCAACUACGUGAACGGGGACGUGCCUUCCCCUAGUCGACCAGUUGUCCCGAAGCCCAGGAAGUUGGCCAUGUUUCAGGCAAAGCCUCCAAAACCACCCAUCGUGCCCAAGUCAGGUAGGGGUCCCUCUUCCCAGCCCUUUCCCAUCCAGCCAAGAGCCAGCCUCAGCCUUCAUCUACCUUCUCCACCAGAGCCCAAAAAAGGCCUCAACAGUGGCCUGGCCAGGAAGCUGGCAGUCAGCUCAGCGCAGGCUUCCUCCUCCCCGACCACAGGUCUUUUGAGGGAUUCAAGUUCCUGCCCUAUGGAUUUUGGAAAAGGCCAGAGAGGCAAAGAGGAUGCAUCCAGAAGCCUGUGAUGGAGAAGGUCUACACCUUGAUGACGGUGGUGAUGACACAGAUUUACACAUGGGAUAAAAUGGCACAUGGGAUUACACAGGCACACACGAAUGAGUGCGUGUAAAACUGGUGAAAAGCGAGUCAACACUGCAGAAGGUACCCGUAUCAGCUUUCUGGUUCUGGUAUUGAGUUCUAGUUAUGUAAGCUGCCACUACCAGAGAAAGCUGGGUAUAGCCACACAAGGGACUAUCACUCAGCCUUAAAAAAGGAAGGACAUUCUGACACAGGGUACCACGUGGAUGAACCUUGAGGACAUGAUGUUCAGUGACAUAAGCCAGACAUACUGUGUGAUUCCACCUAUAUUAGGCACUCAGAGUAGUAACAAUCGUAAGGACUGGAAGUAGAAUGGUGGGUGCCAGGGGCUGCGGGGAGGGGAAUGGGAGUUAGCGUCUAAUGGGGACAG
Messenger RNA from Aethalodelphis obliquidens (Pacific white-sided dolphin), 1845 nucleotides. It is a transcript of the gene STAP2, whose product is annotated as signal transducing adaptor family member 2. NCBI's taxonomy places the organism in Eukaryota, Metazoa, Chordata, Mammalia, Artiodactyla, Delphinidae. Gene Ontology annotation, molecular function: signaling adaptor activity. The record is from RefSeq and is a predicted model, not a curated record. The transcript is spliced from 12 exons. Bases 86 to 1402 code for a protein of 438 amino acids.